UGGUCGAUGCCUCGUCGGAAAACUCUCAGGCCCCUUUGUACGGACAGUUGUGCUUUCUGUCUGAAACUGGAUGACAAUCCACUUCUGGGGAACUUCACAAAUAAUGGCGAGUUGAAACUACACACAAACUGCAUUUUUGCGGCAAGUGGCUUGUCUCAAGAGAAAGAAGAAGGCACUACGGACGAAGACUACAUAGAGGGCUUUCAUAUCGAUGCAAUAAAGAGAGAGAUCCGGCGAGGACGGUCUUUGAUAUGCUCAUACUGCCGUAAUCCUGGGGCUUGCGUUGGUUGUGUCAUCAAGUCCUGUCCCUGCACUUUCCAUCUUCCUUGUGUUUCUAAAGCCAAGGGAAUAACAAUAUUUUCCAGUACGUUUCCCUCCUACUGUAGAAGACACGUUCCGAAACAG
Messenger RNA from Opisthorchis viverrini, 405 nucleotides. RefSeq lists its product as hypothetical. The record is from RefSeq and is a predicted model, not a curated record. Lineage: Eukaryota; Metazoa; Platyhelminthes; Trematoda; Opisthorchiida; Opisthorchiidae. The transcript has 2 exons. Gene Ontology annotation, cellular component: nucleus. The annotation marks the transcript as partial.